AUGAUACAAGAACAUGCUGAUUACAAGUCACUUGAUCCCGCUGAUAUUCUCGAGAGGCUAAAUACUCAUGAGUUCCAACUUGCUGAAAAGAGAGAUCUCUAUGGUUCAAGCUAUGGCAGAUCACGUGCACUAAAGGCCAAGGCAGUAUCUGAGUCCGAAGAUGAAGACUCUAAUAGCAGCCUUGGUGAUCCUGAAGAACUGAGCCAUGAUCUGGCUCUGCUCGUGAAGAAUUUCCAAAAGUUCUCAAGACGUGGUCGCCUUGGAAGGCCCUCAAGGAGCAAUGAUUCGUCAUCAAGUGACUACAAGAGGAGGCUCUGCCACAAAUGCAAGAAGCCUGGUCAUUACAUUCAAGACUGUCCUCGACGGGAAAAGGAAUCAAAGAAGAAGAAAUACAAGGAUUACAGUUCUGAUGAUGCGAAGAAAAAGAAGAAAUCCUCAAAAUCUUCAUCAUCAAAAUCCUCAAAGCCUUCACAUCACAAGAAGAGCAGCUCCAAGAAGGCCAGGGCAUUCAUUGGCAAGGAAAUGGACUCUGAGGCUAAAUCUGAAGAAAAUGAGGAAGAGGAGUCAUCUGAGGAGUCCAAAUCCGGAGUGGCGAGGCUAGCUCUUGCUACUGCAUUCGUCAGCAAGUCUAUCUUCAACACUGAAGAAAAUAACUUCACCAACAAAGUUGAUGAAGGGGAUGAUGACUACGCUCCCACCUACUGCUUCAUGGCAAAGGGUGCCAAGGUACUCAAAUAUACCUCAUCUGAAUCAAGUGAGAAUGAAUCUGAUGAAAAUCUUAAGCCCAGCUAUUCUAAACUUGCUAAGAUUGUUGUUUGA
This is a messenger RNA of Triticum dicoccoides, 819 nucleotides long. RefSeq lists its product as uncharacterized. NCBI's taxonomy places the organism in Eukaryota, Viridiplantae, Streptophyta, Magnoliopsida, Poales, Poaceae. Gene Ontology annotation, molecular function: zinc ion binding; nucleic acid binding. The record is from RefSeq and is a predicted model, not a curated record. The transcript has 2 exons. Bases 1 to 819 code for a protein of 272 amino acids.